Molecule: messenger RNA, 4638 nt
Organism: Pseudophryne corroboree (corroboree frog)
Lineage: Eukaryota; Metazoa; Chordata; Amphibia; Anura; Myobatrachidae
Product: zinc finger protein ZFP2-like
Exons: 7
Coding region: 787-3294 (835 amino acids)
Biological process (GO): regulation of transcription by RNA polymerase II
Molecular function (GO): DNA-binding transcription factor activity; RNA polymerase II cis-regulatory region sequence-specific DNA binding
Source: RefSeq, a predicted model, not a curated record
UGUCCUGUUAUUAUUAUUAUACAGGGGGAGCAGCCUGUGGUGUCCUGAUAUUAAUAUUAUUAUUAUUAUACAGCAGGAGCAGCCUGUGGUGUCUUGUUAUUAUUAUACAGGAUGAGCAGCCUGUGGUGUCCUAUUUUUAUUAUUAUUAUUAUUAUACAGGUGGAGGAGCCUGUGGUGUCCUGAUAUUAUUUGUAUACAGGGCGAGCAGCCUGUUGUCUCUUGUUGUUAUUGUUAUUAUUACAAUACAGGAGUAGCAGUGUGUGGUGUCCUGUUAUUAUUAUUAUUAUUAUUACUACUAUUAUUAUUAUUAUUAUUAUACAGAGGGAGCAGCUUGUGGUGUCCUGUAAUUAUUAUUAUUAUACAGGAGGAGCAGCUUGUGGUGUCCUGUUAUUAUUAUACAGGGGGAGUAGCCUGUGGUGUCCUUUUAUUAUUAUUAUACUGGAGGAGCAACCUGUGGUGUCCUGUUAAUAAAGACAUGUUAUUAUGUUUAUGCUGGGGUGCAGCCUUUAGUGUCGUUGUUAUUAUUAUUAUUAUUAAUUUUAUUAUAUGAAAUUGUGGGGAUUGAAAAUAUUGCUCAAAUUCUCGGAUAUAUUAAAGCAGAGACCAUAAUAUCCCUGGCAUGUGUAACAGAUGAUAAUUGAAGCAGUAUGAAGCAAAUGUAUAUCACACACCUGGGAGUGUCACAGUGACAUCAUUUAGAUCUAUAGUAAUAAAGGAACUCCAGCUGUGGGGAACGGAGUCUUUAUUACACAUCACACGUUCUGUAUUCUCUCUGAUUCACAAAGGAUGGACAAGGACAGGAGUCACAGGACUGAAAAGAUAAUAAAUAUCACCCUGGAGAUCAUCUACCUACUGACUGGGGAGGAUUACACAAUAGUGAAGAAGACAUCCAAUGGGUGUGAGACACCCAGCAGCCAUCCCCGUGUAUCAGGAGGACUGAGUAGAACCCAGAGCCCAAUCACGGUGCCUCCACCUCACUCACUGACACAUGAGAGACACAAUGACAAGAAGAUCCUGGAACUCACCAACAAGAUCAUUCAACUGCUGACUGGAGAGGAGGAGGAGUAUAUAGAGGAACACAGGGGUCUGUACAAGGACUUGAUGAUGGAGAAUCACCGGCCCCUCACAUCACUGGAUGGACCCAGUAACAGAGAUACCCCAGAGAGAUGUCCCCGUCCUCUGUAUUCCCAGGAUUGUACAGAGGAGAAUCCCAGGAUCCCACAGGAGGAUCAGGUAGAACGUCUUUCUUGUAUAAAGGCAGAAGAUAUAAGGAGAGAAGAAGAGACAUAUGUGACUGAUAUAAAGGCAGAAGAUAUAGAGGAAGAAGAAGAGACAUAUGUGACUGAUAUAAAGGCAAAAGAUAUAGAGGGAGAAGAAGAGAUGUAUGUGACUGAUAUAAAGGCAGGAGAUAUAGAGGGAGAAGAGGAGACAUAUGCGACUGAUAUGAAGGCAGAAGAUAUAGAGGGAGAAGAAGAGACGUAUGUGACUGAUAUAAAGGCAGAAGAUAUAGAGGGAGAAGAAGAGACGUAUGUGACUGAUAUGAAGGCAGAAGAUAUAGAGGAAGAAGAAGACACGUAUGUGACUGAUAUAAAGGAAGAAGAUAUAGAGGGAGAAGAAGAGAAGUAUGUGACUGAUAUAAAGGCAAAAGAUACAGAGGAAGAAGAAGAGACGUAUGUGACUGAUAUAAAGGCAGAAGAUACAGAGGGAGAAGAAGAGACGUAUGCGACUGAUAUGAUGACAGAAGAUACAGAGGGAGAAGAAGAAACGUAUGUGAGGGGUGAUCAGCAGUGUAAGGAGGAGGAGAUCCCUACAGAUAUCAGCACAGGAGAUGGACACACAAGCAGGAAUAUCUCAGAAGGACAUCUAAUGUUAUCCCCGGAUUGUGACAUAAAAGAUAAUGACAGUAGACAGGAUUCUCCAGGAGAUAACCCCAUUACCCCAAUUAUACAUCCAGCUCUAUCAGCUGAUCCCUCUGAUCCUGGGAAAUGUUCUCCUGAUCACUCUGAUAUUGGUGCAUCUGUUACAGCUCUGAGAGUAGAUUCAGUGUUUCCUUGUUCUAUAGAUGCACCAUGUUUUACACAGAACACAAACCGUAUUACUCAUCAGCCAGCUAAGGCAGGUGAGAGGCCAUUUCCAUGUUCUGAGUGUGGGAAAUGUUUUACAUAUAAAUCAUAUCUUGUUAGACAUGAGAGAAGUCACACAGGUGAGAAGCCGUAUUCCUGUUCUGAGUGUGGGAAAUGUUUUGCACAGACAUCAGCUCUUGUUACACAUCAGAGAAGUCACACAGGUGAGAAGCCGUAUUCCUGUUCUGAGUGUGGGAAAUGUUUUGCACAGACAUCAGCUCUUGUUACACAUCAGAGAAGUCACACAGGUGAGAAGCCGUAUUCCUGUUCUGAGUGUGGGAAAUGUUUUACACAGAAAUCAUCUCUUGUUACACAUCAGAGAAGUCACACAGGUGAGACGCCGUAUUCCUGUUCUGAGUGUGGGAAAUGUUUUGCAUGGAAAUCAGAUCUUGUUACACAUCAGAGAAGUCACACAGGUGAGAAGCCAUUUUCAUGUUCUGAGUGUGGGAAAUGUUUCGCAUAUAAAUCAGAUCUUGUUACACAUCAGAGAAGUCACACAGGUGAGAAGCCGUAUUCCUGUUCUGAGUGUGGGAAAUGUUUUGCACAGACAUCAGCUCUUGUUACACAUCAGAGAAGUCACACAGGUGAGAAGCCAUAUUCCUGUUCUGAGUGUGGGAAAUGUUUUUCAUUGAAAUCACAUCUUGUUAGUCAUCAGAGAAGUCACACAGGGGAGAAGCCAUAUUCCUGUUCUGAGUGUAGGAAAUGUUUUGCACGGAAACCAGCUCUUGUUAUACAUCAGAGAAGUCACACAGGUGAGAAGCCGUAUUCCUGUUCUGAGUGUGGGAAAUGUUUUGCACACAAAUCACAUUUUGUUAUACAUCAGAGAAGUCACUGUGAGAUGCCGUAUUCCUGUUCUGAGUGUGGGAAAUGUUAUUCAUCGAAACCAGAUCUUGUUAUACAUCAGAGAAGUCACACAGGUGAGAAGCCAUAUUCCUGUUCUGAGUGUGGGAAAUGUUUUGCAUGGAAAUCAGCUCUUGUUACACAUCAGAGAAGUCACACAGGUGAGAAGCCGUAUUCCUGUUCUGAGUGUGGGAAAUGUUUUGCACACAAAUCACAUUUUGUUAUACAUCAGAGAAGUCACACAGGUGAGAAGCCAUUUUCCUGUUCUGAGUGUGGGAAAUGUUUUUCAUCGACAUCAGUUCUUGUUAAACAUCAGCGAUUUCACAGAUGAGAAGCCAUUUUCAUGCUGUGAGAGAAAUAAAUCUGCUCUUGUUGAACAUAUUAGACAUUACCCAAGUACGGAACCAUUUACAUCUUCUGGAGUAUAAUUAUCACUGCCGUCCAAUGUUCCUCAAGGGUGAAUCCGAUCUCUUAUGCUUUAUAAAAUAUACAUGCUACCACUGGGUGAUAUAAUCAGACAUCAUGGCCUGGUCUACCACUGGUAUGCAGAUGACCUGCUUUUUGCUCCAUGUACUGAGAACCUAAUACCAAUCCUAAAUGGUUGUCUAGCUGAGCGCCAGGGGUGGAUGAUACCAGUUGGCUGUGACUCAGUCUUUGUGAAACAUAAUAGAAGCUCCCGAACAAAGGACAAGACUACAGCUUUACCAACCAUCUGGAUUUAUGCUUUGGUGUUCAGAAUUGCAAAAUACUAAACAUGUGCUGAAUCUUUGUGUUGUCCUGGUAUGUGGCUGACACAGACAUCAGGUAUCUGCCACAUACUAAUCCUCAUUCUUCCAUCUGUGGACCAUAGCCAGAAUCAAGCACUUGAUUCCCUCAGAAGUUCAUAGACUACUGCAAUGCCAUCUACCUGGGUCACCCAGCAAAAGAAUUACAGAGCUUGCAGCUAGUACAGAAUGCAGCAGCCAAGCUGUUACCUAACCAGCCCGUUCCUGCCUCCUAACACCCAUUCUCUAUUCCCUUCACCGGCUGCCUCUAAGAUGACAAAUCUAUUUCAUAAUUGGCUAACUGACCUUCCCAGCCCAACAUUACAUGGUCCAAGGAACUAGAAGCAGCUUCUGCCUCCUUACUGCCCUGCUUGCUUGCUUCUACAGAUGGACUGUUACCAGCAGUACCAAGAAUCUCCUGUCAUUCAUUUAUGGGUUGAACGUUUAGCUUUGACCAUGGAACUCACUGCCUUGCACAGUCCAAGAGGCCUCCACUCUAGAGACCUUCACAAGCAGACUGAUGACUGUUACUCACGCUUUUCAUUAAUGUACCUCUAUUUACUUCCUAAAUAAUACAUCCCAAAUGCUUAGGUCUUUUUUCUGCUGUUUAUUUUGUAUCUUGUGCUUUGUGUAAAUGUGAAUGUCUAAUACCAGUUUCCACAAUCUGUAUUGCUGCACGACAAUAUGGCGGCCAUUGGAACGUGUUUUCACUUCUUCUAGUUUGCCUAACUUGUUGCAGACACUCAUCUUGAUCAGGAGUGUCGAGUGUUUUCUUAUACAAGAUCCUGUCCAUAUAUACCCUGUACAUUAUCAUGUGCAUUAGAGUCACCCGGGUUCCAUCUGCGGUGGUUUGUUGUAUGUUACAUCUAUAUGGUGCGGAUACUCCCCUGUAUUUCAUAAUAAAAGCUUUU